Letharia columbiana is the source of this 933-nucleotide messenger RNA. RefSeq lists its product as uncharacterized. The record is from RefSeq and is a predicted model, not a curated record. NCBI's taxonomy places the organism in Eukaryota, Fungi, Ascomycota, Lecanoromycetes, Lecanorales, Parmeliaceae. The transcript has a single exon. Bases 1 to 933 code for a protein of 310 amino acids.
AUGCAGUAUCUGAAGACCGAAUUGUAUAGACAAGCCUAUGAAGUCCGCCGCAAGAACACAGUAACCACGAAACUGGAUGCUCCUUACACGCUCCUCUCGAUACGAGGGCAAGCUUCGAAAGUCCCAGUCAGCGGCGAAGUCAAGGGGGAAGAACUUCAGGCUCCCAAUGUGCGUCUACAAGAUCUGAUGCCACAAGAGCCGUCGACGCCAACCAGUACAAGCAAAUAUAAUACCGCACUGGUCCAGAAAGUUCCCAAACUACGCGAUCAGAAACAAGAAGUUCAACGAAUAAUAGGACCAGGGUUUAUGCAAGCUAAGUUGAAUAGUAGAAGAAUUGCGGAGGCGAAAUUUCAAAGUGAGCGAUACCCAAAGAUUUCCGAAAACGUCGCGAGGAAGAUUGCGAAAAAAGCAGCGAAAAAAGCAGUGAACAAUCGCAAUAAGGGUAAGACAGACGACGGUUUUAGAUUCACGGUCAGAUUCACAUCCCAGGAACAAAAACCUUCUCGUCAAGUGAUUUUACAACCAGAGGCGCAAGACGCACCACCAAUCACAAUAAAGCGACACUUCUCCCUUGCCCCAGGCAACGACUAUCAAAGGCACGGGGCAACCCCAGAACAAAAACCCGAAAUGAAAACCGAACCAAUAUCUGCGAGCAAACCAUUCGCUGACGACGUUAAGUACAGAAACCAGCAGCUCCAGUCUCAAGGCUCGGUACCAAUAAUCAGGGAGGAAAGUGAAGGCAAAGACCCGGGUACCGCUUGUAAAGGCAAAUAUGGCAACGUCUUUAUGCUCAGGAAACACGCCACGAUGAAUCCAUUUGAGAGGCUACAAGCAAUUCAGCAAGUAGGAGAGAUAACAUCCAGAGACCAAGCGAUGGGGCUCCACGGCCAGUAUCAUUUACCACUUUUCGAUGAACAGCAGGAAGGUGUGUGA